AUGCUUCCUGUGGGACUACCCCAGACUGCUUCUGAGCAAGUUGCUACGAACGGUGCACUGGAAGAGGGCGCAGCAAGCACUAAUGUGUUUGAGCCAAACGCCCGAACUCCUUUUGCGGCCGUACCGUUCGCACCACAGUUGCACAUGUAUCGACAGAAUUUCCAGCAAAACAUCAUGGUCGGUGAAUCUCCGGAACAAACCAGAUCGCUUCUCGGUGAACUUGAAAUUGAAGCAGAGAACAGACACCAGAGGUUCCGCCAGGCUGCCGAAUAUGCUCAUGAUCAAAGAAUCGCUAAUGUUGAAGAACGAGCAAAUCGACAGCAUGAGGAGAUCGUUGCACAGCUCGAAUCCGAGAUUGCCACACAACGAUAUCAGUUUAUCGAAGCCAAUCAUCAUCUCGUGUCAGAGCUGCGACAACAACACCAAGUCAUCGCUUUCCAAACGGAACAUUUUUCCAGCGUUAGUUCGCAGAUCACGCAACUUCGAACAACUUUAAUCGAAGAAGCAGAGGAGAACAAAACACAAACCCUCAAUGAGGUGGGAGAGUGGUUUGGUAGGGAACAUGACCAAGCAAUGCAGCAGUAUAGGUUGCUUGCCCGCGAGAGUGAAGAGGAAAUGAGGCGUCAAAAUGAUGUUCUUCAGGACGAACUCUCCUCAGCUGAGCGUGCGCUCAAACUCGAGCAGGACAGGAAUGCUUCUCAGGACACUGCGUCCCAAGCUCAGUUCCCUCCGGCCGUGACCCCAGCAACGGUACCGCAAAGUGCCGGCCUCAAUGUGCCGACAGCUCCUCAGUUUUCAUCGCCAAGCGUGAUCCCGCUCAGCCUAAGAGCAAUGUUUUCCGGUUUUGGUGGUGCGGCAACUACUGCCACACCAGCGGGGCCACGAGCUCCAACACAAGCCCCGGGAACCCCUGUGCCCUCGACUGGCUUAGGUGGAGGAGUGUCUGGUCUCGCGGUCCCAAUGGGCACGCCGGCUAGUCCGGCAGCCACUGGAGUUGAUUUAAUCGCACAGACGCAACAAGCGUUGCUGGAAGCCGCCAGACUCCUCAAGGGAGACAAAGGUGGCGAAGAUGACAAGCCAAAGGCGGAAGGCCGCAACGCCCUCCGUCAAGGAGUGGCCGGGGAAGAGAUCGCUCUGCCGGAGAAGGACAGGAGAGCCGCGUGCUGCAUCUCGAUUGCGGCUGCAGCCUCAAUCCGUCCCGAGGGAGAUGACCCACAAGAUGGAGAGAAGGACUACUGGGAAAUGGAUUUCAAAAGGGGUGAAGCCAUUCGACAUCACCUGAACUACAGAAGUACUAUGUACAAGCCUGAAAUGUCAUGCCCUGUUGCUCUUGAAAAGUUGAAAGGUACGGCCAAGGUGAUCAAGACUCUUCCCGUUGCUCCCUACACAGCAAAGGAGAGUUGGGAUUGGAAAGGGGGAAAAGGGGGGACGAACGACAAGACGCCAUGGACUGGCAAGACUGUGUUCAAAAUCAAAGAACAAAACAAGAAGGUCAAGUUUUGUGAAAAGCCCAAAGUCAGGGAAAUUCCUUUUGAAGGGAAGGGGUACAAGCAUUCCUACAAAGUUCGCAGGUACAACACUUGCUAUGCCGAUGCGGAAAAUUGCCCCAAACCUGACAACAAUGACCUUCAGGCUUUCGCAGGAGCAGCAGAGGACCGAGAUCCAGUGGUCGAGCACCCCGAUCCUGAGAUCUCAGCAGCCAUCAAUGAGGAGAGCCUCCGCAAGCCGGCCCUCUCAGAUCAGGACUGCUCGUGGGGAGGCACAGAUGGUGCCGGACCACGCGCCCCGCCUGGGGAUUCGCCGGACGAGCCUUUGCCUCCGCCUGGUGUGCCUGAUUUGGACGGCUCCGAUUUGAAGGAUCGUUUGUCCGAGUACUUGGACCAAGUGGCUAAGGAAAACGAGGACUAUGUUCCUGAAGAUGUCGGAGCUGUGGAGGCACAACGGGAGGCUGACAUUGAAAGAUUCGAACGUAAGAAGGCUCGUGAAGCCGAGGAGGAUGCUCGCAAGGCCCUUAGAGAUUCCCCGGCCAUGCCCGUCGUCACCGAACCUGCCCAUUUCGGGAAAGUCUUUGAGAUUUGUUCGGUCAAGGGGGAUGAACUCCCGGACGGGCACCCCCAGAAGAAAUGGAAGGGUCGUAGCGUUUUCCAGGGCAACAACGUCCAGGCAUCGAAACGUGGGUCCGUCUUCCUCGAAACAGAUGGCCAAAAGAAUGGUCUGGGUAUGAAGAUCCUGUUUGCCCACUCAGGCGACCCGCCGGUGGCCUCAGAUUGCCAG
Messenger RNA from Symbiodinium natans, 2274 nucleotides. The record is from the annotation of a GenBank genome assembly. Lineage: Eukaryota; Dinophyceae; Suessiales; Symbiodiniaceae.